GGACUUUUCCUCUCUCUCUGAUUCCUCUCCAAAACCGUGUUUAUUAAUAAGUAGAGAAGAAGGGGAGAGUUUUUGGUGUUUGAAUUUGCAUCGUUUUCUUCAUUCCUUCUUCGUCUUUCUCUCUCUUAACUGUCGCCUCCGUGUUCAACUCGCGUGCUGCUCCAGCACGACAGAACUUCCGAGAGACAGAGAAAACCCAUUCCCAUUCCCAUUCCCAUUUUUCCAUUCAUAGAAUUUUCAUAACGAAUCCAAUCUCAGAAUCUUAAAAGCCGUCUUUUCUCUUUUCCGAUUUCUCAAACGCAAAUUUGAAACGAAUCCAAUCUCAGAAUCUCACCAGCUUCCUUCCUGGUUCGUUAUUUCCGGUUUUAGAUCUUUGAAUAUCGGCGGCGGCACAAACGACGACGUUUUGGUGAUCGAGGGAGGAUCGGGAUGGUGAGGUUGACUUUGUGAAGUGAUAUGGAAGUGGUGCUUGAACGUAUCAUAGUAAUAACCGCCUCAAGAUUUCUACUACUUGUCAGAACAAGAUGACACUUUACAUUGGCCGCGAGGCCUCCAAGCUUUGGAAGAGAAUUUGCGCCGAGGUAGUUACUGAGAUCAAUCUACUUGCAGCUAACUGGAAGUAUCUUCUUGCUGGUCUUGUUGGUCAGUACAUACAUGGUCUAGCAGCUCGAGGAGUUCAUUAUAUACAUCGUCCGGGGCCAACACUGCAGGAUGCUGGUUUUUAUUUUCUUCCGGAGCUUGGAGAGGAGAGAGCCUACAUCAGUGAAUCCCUGUUCAACUUCAUCUUCUUAUCCUUUGUCUUGUGGACUUUCCAUCCUUUUAUUUUCAAGAGCAAGAAAAUAUACACAGUUCUAAUAUGGUGUAGGGUUCUAGCAUUCUUAGUGACGUGUCAAUUUCUACGAAUCCUCACAUUCUACUCCACACAGCUUCCUGGUCCAAAUUACCAUUGUCGUGAGGGCUCUAAACUUGCCAUAUUGCCGCCUCCAGAGACUGUAUUUGAGGCCCUUGUGAUCGUUCCAAAGGGUGUUCUAUAUGGCUGUGGUGAUUUGAUUUUCUCAUCGCACAUGAUAUUUAGUCUAACCUUUGUGCGCACUUAUCAGAAAUAUGGCACACAAAGAUUUAUAAAGCAGUUGGCUUGGUUGCUCGUUGUGAUCCAGAGUUUGUUGAUUGUAGCAUCUCGCAAACAUUACACAGUUGACGUUGUUGUUGCAUGGUACACCGUUAAUUUGGUUGUAUUCUUUAUCGACAAGAAAUUAGCAGAAUUGCCUGACCGGACAGCUGCAUCAUUGUUGUUACCACUUAGCGCAAAAGACAAGGACAGCAAGACUAAAGAAGAGACCCACAAGCUAUUGAAUGGAAUAUCUGGAGACCCUGCUGAUCGGAGGCAAAGAACUCAAGUUAAUGGCAAGAAUCUGGAAGAUGGAAACACCAUUGUGCAUACCGAUGCUACAAUGAACGGUGCAUAGAAUGGAACGAUGAUUUCUGCAAAACAGGAGUGCUCUGCUAAAAUGGCUAUGGUCAGAAGGCUUUAGAAACCUUGGCUAGGCCGCAUGAUUUGUUGUAUCUUUAGUGGAACUAGGGCUAUAGUUUUUCUCAUUUUUGCAGUCCUCUUCUUCUGUUCUAUUUAAGAUCAUGAUCAGCAUGUACCAUGGACUCACAUUGUUCAUAGAAAAUGAAAAUCUUCUGUGCUUUUAGGAAAAGAGGAAUAACUAUGUAAAAGGAAAGGCCAUCAUCCUCAUGUCACA
Molecule: messenger RNA, 1745 nt
Organism: Argentina anserina (silverweed cinquefoil)
Lineage: Eukaryota; Viridiplantae; Streptophyta; Magnoliopsida; Rosales; Rosaceae
Product: phosphatidylinositol:ceramide inositolphosphotransferase 1
Exons: 12
Coding region: 525-1466 (313 amino acids)
Biological process (GO): ceramide biosynthetic process
Cellular component (GO): plasma membrane; trans-Golgi network; endoplasmic reticulum membrane
Molecular function (GO): inositol phosphoceramide synthase activity; sphingomyelin synthase activity; ceramide cholinephosphotransferase activity
Source: RefSeq, a predicted model, not a curated record